AUGGCGAUACAGAGCGUUUCGAGGUACCCGAGCAGUCCGGCAGAGGCGACCGAACCGCCCAAGUCAUCAAGAAUUAGUUUCAGUGUCGCGUCAAUACUGGCCGAUACUAAGGCGAGCCAAGCAGAUGAAACUGCUGAAAUAAUUCGGCAUCACAGGACAAUCCCUGAGUCGCCGCUAAGGCAGUCGCCGGCGGCGCAACCUGAGCUACCCGGGGCAAAAUCUCUGUCUCCAAGACCGUCAUCCCAAACACCUCCUUUAAAUCUUAACGUCACUGCAACUGUCACAUCAUCAGACGAUGAGUACGAAGAUUCUGUUAAUCAAGAAGACUCGAUAGUGGAUGUUGAGGACCUACAGAAUGGUAUUCCAAGUGACGAUGAAGAAAGGUCGUUAACGGGAACCGAAAAAGAGCGACUAGGGCCAAUAAGGCCGACACCUUUUAGCGCCCUAGCGGCGGCAGCGGCUGCGUAUCAUAGUCUUGGUUGGCCUGGACCUCCAUCUGUCGUACCCUCCUUUGGACCCCUAUUUCAAUCGCAUUUUCCUGUUGGACAUAUAACAGAUGCAAACGGGGAGCCACCAAAACUUAAAUGUAACCUGCGAAAGCACAAACCGAAUCGCAAACCUCGCACGCCAUUCACUGCUCAGCAGCUGAGAGCGCUCGAAAGCAAGUUCGUCGAUAAGCAGUAUUUGAGCAUCGCUGAACGAGCUGAAUUCUCGUCGUCACUCGGACUAUCUGAGACGCAGGUCAAGAUAUGGUUCCAAAAUCGGCGGGCGAAAGCGAAACGCGUUCAAGAGGCGGAGAUUGAGAAACUCAAAAUGGCGCAGUUUUCCCGCCAUCCCCACCACCUGUACCCGCAUCCCGCGCUCCAACAGUAUUUCCACCCCCAUCCCCUCAUGGGAGGAGGGCGCCCUAUGCCGCCCAUGGGUUUGCCGCCGCAUCUAUCUAUGGUACAAUCCCCCGUAUCGGGAACCUCCUCGCCGAGCACUCAAACGAGCGGCCAGCAAUAA
Parnassius apollo (apollo) is the source of this 1005-nucleotide messenger RNA. The record is from the annotation of a GenBank genome assembly. Lineage: Eukaryota; Metazoa; Arthropoda; Insecta; Lepidoptera; Papilionidae.